AUGCGUUUCUUCGAGAUUGCUACUGCGGCGCUUACUGCUGCCUCCACUGCCUACGCCAGCCCCAUCGAGAAGCGUGCUGCAAAGGUUGACGAGCUUGUUGGUUUCGCGGCCGGCACCACGGGAGGAGGUUCAGGGGCUGGUACCACUGUCGCCUCUUGCGCCGAGUUGACUGCUGCUGCGAAAGUAGGUGGCGUGAUCAAGGUCAAGGGUGCGCUCACUGGCUGCGGUAUCAUCAAGCUUGUUGACAACACCUCUAUUCUCGGUGUCGGAACCAACGCCGGCUUGACUGACAGUGGAUUCCAAGUCCGCAAGGUCACCAAUGUCAUCAUCCGCAACUUGAAGCUCUACAGAGCGCCCGAGGGCAAGGAUCUCAUCGACAUUGACGAGUCCACCAAAAUCUGGAUUGACCACAACGACUUCUCAUCCGUUGGUGUCGUCGGUGACAAGGACACCUACGACGGUCUGCUCGACGCCAAGCAUGGUUCUGAUUUCCUGACCUUCUCCUGGAACAAGUUCCACGACCACUGGAAGGGUUCCCUCAUUGGUCACAGCGACAACAAUGCCGCCCAGGACACUGGCAAGCUCCACCUCACCUACCACCACAACUCCUUCGCGAAGGUCAACUCGCGUCUUCCUUCCGUCCGCUUUGGUACCGUCCAUAUCUACAACGCCUGCGUCAACGGCGGUAUUUCUGGUGUCAACUCUCGCAUGGGCGCUCAGGUCUUUGUCGAGUCCUCUUCCUUCACCAACACCGCCAACGCCAUCGUCACCAACCUUGACUCUGACUUGGAGGGCUUUGCCAACGAGAAGAACAACGUUUACACCAACAGCACUACCCAAAUCACGCAGAAGGGUACCUGGACUCCUACUUACAGCUACACGGUUGAUGCUGCUGCCAGUGCUUGCAGCAUCGUCACGGCAAGCGCUGGUGUUGGUGUCGUCACCUUUUAA
Messenger RNA from Dothidotthia symphoricarpi CBS 119687, 951 nucleotides. RefSeq names its product polysaccharide lyase family 1 protein. Lineage: Eukaryota; Fungi; Ascomycota; Dothideomycetes; Pleosporales; Dothidotthiaceae. Gene Ontology annotation, molecular function: pectate lyase activity. The coding region runs from base 1 to 951 and encodes 316 amino acids. The transcript has 2 exons. The record is from RefSeq and is a predicted model, not a curated record.